AUGUACCCCUGGUUCCCAAAAAGGGUAGAAAUCGAGUAUUCCGAGAAGAACGGUCGCUACGAAUACGUUUUCUUCCUGGAAGAAAGUCGUCCUCUUUCUGAUGGAGGCACUAUCACUAUUCACCGCCGGAUGGCCGAAAUCAAGCAGCAAUACGGCGAAGAUUUUGUCCCACCAGAUUUUAUCAAGAGAAAGUUUUCGACCAAAUAUUCGACCAGUGAAGAACUCAAGUUCAAGAAUGCGGCUAGCAUCAUGAAGGAUGAUCGGAAUCACCGGUUGUUCGACCGGCAAAUGCUUGAGGAAAUCAGGCAGCGCCGCGCCGAUCAACAAAUUCAACCGUCUCCAGAAGAGGAUGGCAUGUUCCAAGAUCCUCUUUUGGAGCUGUACCGGAAGCCCGACCCGACAUUGGUAGAUGGACAAAGUCUUACGACCAUGUUUGGAAAAUUCCCGCCUGAAUUACUGGGGAAACAGAUCGAAGACGUUGAUUACUACUACCGUAACAAAAAGACGUUCUGCGUCAUCAACAGACGUUUCGGAAAGCGGUAUAUCAACCGCUUUUCUGCAUCAAAGUCCCUUUAUUUAUUUUCUCCGUUCAAUCCUGUUCGAAGGGCAGCAAUCAAAGCUAUCAUCAAUCCAGGCUUCGAUGUUGUAAUUAUUCUCACCAUUUUGAUAAACUGCGUAUUUCUUGCUCUUGAUGACCCUGUAGAUGAAUUAGAAUAUGUUUUCACUGCCAUUUAUACCUUGGAAGUUGUCAUCAAGGUUAUCGCAAAAGGAUUUAUUUUAAACAAAUUCACCUACCUACGAGACGCAUGGAACUGGUUAGAUUUCAUUGUCGUCGUCCUGGCUUACGUAACAAUGAUGACUCCAGAAAUUGGAAAUGUUUCCGGCCUUAGAACCUUCCGUGUCUUGCGUGCUUUCAAAUCUUUAUCAAUCGUGCCUGGUCUGAAAACUAUUGUGAACGCCCUUUUCCUAUCGAUGAAGCCUCUUUCUGAGGUGUUAUUCAUUAUGGUCUUUCUGUUGAUCGUGAUUUCUUUGAUCGGCCUGCAAGCUUACUCGGGCGUGCUGCAGCAGAAGUGCGUCCUCACCGCGCCGGCGAAUAUCAGCUACGACAUCAGCAGUCCCGACACGCCCUUCAAGCAGUGGAUCGCCGACGAGGCGAACUGGAUGGACGGCGAUCCGGACACGAUCCUCUGCGGCAACUCGACUGGUGCCGGCCGCUGCGCAGAGGGCUACACUUGCUACGGCCACACGGGCAGCAACCCGGCCAACACUUACGGAUACACUAACUAUGAUCACAUCGGAUGGGCGAUGCUCUCCUCCUUCCAGCUUCUCACACUCGACUUUUGGGAGAAUACUUACAACAUGAUCUUGCGAGCGUCGGGCGCCUGGAACGUCAUCUACUUUAUCCUCGUUAUCCUACUUGGUCCCUUCUAUCUUUUGAACUUACUCCUCGCUGUCGUCACUAUGGCCUACGCCGAAGAGCAUCAGAAGCAAGAAGAGCUCAAGACGAUGCGCGAAAGAGCCAAGAAGAACGCAAAGAAGAAGGCUUUAAAACGACUGAAGCAGCUGAAACAGGCUGAAGAAGCCGACGGCAGAGGCGCAGCAAGUCCAGAUGAUGAGGAUGGUGGAAGUGUCGUUAUCGCUAUGAAGCGAGACGAGUCACCCGGUGGCGCGGGUGGCGCGUACGGUGGGUCGAGCCUCGGCGAGUCCGAAGCUGUCAGCGCGCAGCCGCAGUCGGCUUCGACCCCACCAGCCACUUCGCACGCCCAUCAACUGAGUCCACAAGAUUCGAUCGAGAUGGAUGAAAGCCCCGACGAGCAGUUUAUCAAAAAGCUAAAGAUCGCCAACGAAUGGUUCAACAAGACUUUCUGCGACUGGCAGUGUCCAACUGGCUUUAUCCGAUUCCAGCAGCGACUGGAGAGCAUCAUCAGCAAGAAAGCAUUCGACGUGAUGAUCGUCCUUUGCAUCGUUACCAACACCAUCUUCUUGGCUGCCGAUCAUCACGACGCGGAUCAAGAUCUCAAGAACAUCUUGACUCUCGGCAAUUCCAUCUUCACCUACAUCUUCGUCUGCGAAGCUAUCUUGAAGAUUACCUCUUAUGGCUUCUUUACGUACUUGAAGGACCCGUGGAACACUUUUGAUUUCAUCAUCGUUGUCAUUUCUGUUUCCGAUGUGAUUCUGGCCAUGCGAAGUGUCGAUGAAGGCUCUCAGCAAUCCGGACUCAAUGUUCUUCGAACCCUUCGAUUGCUGCGUGUCUUCCGACUUGCUCAAAUGUGGAAGACAAUGGGCCGCUUGCUUUCUAUCAUCUACAAAUCCAUUAUGGAUGUUGGAUACUUGACGCUUGUUUUAUUCAUCGUUCUCUACAUUUUCGCGGUCAUCGGAAAGCAGUGCUUCGCGGAUAAGUACAAUGAUAUCGACAAGUUGAGUGAAAUUGACAUGGAUCAGGCGCCCAAAUGGAACUUUACCGAUUUUGUCUUCUCUUUCCUGAUGGUUUUCCGCGUCCUCUGUGGAGAGUGGGUCGAGCCACUUUGGGAUUGUAUGAAGCUCGCUGAUCCGGCCACCUGUAUUCCCUUCUUCUUGCUGAUCACAUUUGUCGCUAAUUUCAUGGUCUUCAACCUUUUCGUCGCCAUCUUGCUCGAGGCUUUCAACAUCGACGAGCUCAACAAAGACGACAAGAAGACCGCCUCCGCGAAGAAGCAAAUCUUCGACGGAAUCAAGCGCAUCGGAAGCAGAGUCAAAAACACCAUUCCGACUAGUUUGCGAAAAUCGAAACGAAAGGAUACCGCGGAGACCAACGGAGUCCAUGUUCAACCAGCCACCAAUGCGGAGUAUUUGACCGAAAAUGGAAACGAUACUUCUGCGAUGCAACUUGAGGAUAUGGGCGGCAACUCAGCUGUAGUGAUGUCAGAAACUGAAUACCGCAGCCGCAACAACCGCGACGAGAAUAGCCUGAGCAUCACCAACGAUCGAAAGUGCUCGUACGCCUCGGUUGACAUGCUCAUUGAUGGCAUUGGCAAUCGCGAGGACGAGCCCAAGACAAAGAAACAAAAAGUCGACUUCGAAAACGACCAAGCUCGUAAAAUGCGCCUCGAGGAAGAGCUCAAGAACAUCGAGCCGCCGAGCUGCGGGCCCAGCUGGAAGAGCUGCGACGAAAGCUGCUGCUACACGAGCUCGCUGGGCAAGAGCUGGCACAAGUUCCGCGCUGGAGUCUAUUUUGUCGCCAAACAUCCUUAUUUCGAAGGUUUCAUCCUUUUCCUCAUCGCUGCCUCGACUGUCUGCCUGACGCUAGAAGACAAGAACCUCAAUGAUGGAAAGAAUGGCGCUCUCAAGGAAAUUCUCGACUGCCUGGAGCUUAUUUUCGCCGUUUUGUUCACCAUGGAAAUGGGCAUGAAAUGGGUUGGCUUUGGUCUUUGGGAAUAUUUCACCUCUUUCUGGACGGUGCUUGAUUUCAUCAUCGUGUGCAUCAGUUGGGUCGGCAUUGGUGCUAAUGCUUCAGGUGUCACUUCGCUGCGAUCUAUGCGAACGUUGAGAGCCCUCCGACCGCUGAGAGCGAUCUCGAGAUGGGAAGGAAUGCGAGUCGUUGUCAACGCGCUCAUCCACUGCAUUCCCGCAAUCGGAAACGUCAUCACUGUCUGCAUUCUAUUCUGGCUCGUGUUUGGAAUCAUGGGCGUUCAGUUCUUCGCUGGAAAGUUUUUCUUCUGCGGAUUCACGGAAAACCAUGACGCUGCUCACGAACGAGUGGAAGGAAACUUCACCUUCAGUUCGAUGGAUUUCGAUGGUUGUGAUUCGGCAAAAUGCACGAUCGACCACGUCCAGCGAAGUGAAAUCUGCGGCCUCGAUGGAAAAGGAAACAUGACCACGAUUUCGACGAUUCUUGCGAACCAUCUUGGCAAGUCGAUCAAGCUCAAUGAUGAUGGUACUCCGCAGCUGCAUCAAGGAACGCUAGACUUCUGUCAGCGAGACUACGAUGUGGAUGAGGAGGAGUUAUCAUUUGGAGAAGUCGAAUGGGUAGACCAGUGCUUGGUCUGGGCCUAUGCCACAAAGAGCAAGCCUCAGGAUGGCGUCGACGAAGUUGCUUUCCCGAAAGGACAGCUCGAGUGGAGCAAACCUGGAAUCCACUUUGACAACUCCGCCAUGGCCAUGCUUGCGCUCCUACAGGUGGCAACGUUCGAAGGUUGGAUGGAAGUUAUGGAAGCUGCAACUGAUUCCCGCGAGGUCGGACAGCAACCUUCUCGCGACGCUAACAAAUCUGCUUAUUGGUAUUUUAUGAUCUUCAUUCUUGUUGGUGCAUUCUUCAUUCUCAACCUCAUUGUUGGUGUCAUUAUCGAAUCAUUCCAAACGUUGAAGAAAAAGAAAGGAAGCACUUCGGCGUGUGAUACAAUCAUGACCCCAGAACAGAAAAAAUAUGUCAACACGAUGCAGACGCUCUUCUCCACCAAGCCGAAGAAGCACGCGCCCAAGCCCCACAAUCACUUCCAAAAGAUGGUUUACGACAUCGUCUGCAAGCCGUACUUUGAAAUCUGCGUCUUUGGCUUGAUCUGUCUCAAUAUGCUCGUGCUCGCCUGUGAGCACUACGGAAUGAGCAAGGAAUGGGCCGAUGGUCUCAGACUCGCUGACAUCGUCUUUACCAUCAUUUUCCUUCUUGAGUGCGCUAUAAAAAUUAUUGGAUUGCGCGCUUACUACUUCCGCGAUCACUUCAACAACUUCGAUUUCAUCGUCAUCAUGCUUUCCUCGAUCGGCAUCAUCCUUGAGCAAUUCCUCGACUUCUUCAUUUCGCCCACUUUGCUGCGGGUCGUCCGAGUCUUCCGUAUUUUCCGCGUGUUGAGGGUCAUCAAAGCGGCGCGAGGAAUUCGCCGAUUGAUGAUCACGCUCCUGACCUCGAUCCCCGCCCUGCUCAAUAUCGCCGUUCUUCUCUUCCUCGGCAUGGUGAUCUUCGCCAUCCUUGGCAUGUCCUCCUUCAUGCACGUGAAGAAGCGAGACGCGCUCAACGACAUGGUCAACUUCGAGACCUUCCCCAACUCAAUGCUGCUGCUCUUCCGCCUCAUGACCUCUGCCGGCUGGAACGAUAUCCUUGACCCUUUGAUGAACGAUCACGAUUGCAUCGCGCCCAACAGCGCGGCGGAAGGCGACCCUGGCAACUGCGGAAGCCCCUCCAAAGCAAUCAUCUUCUUCAUUUCCUACAUUAUCAUCAUCUUCUUAAUUAUUAUUAACAUGUACAUUGCGGUCAUUCUCGAGCGAUUUGAUGAAAUCUUCACUCAGGAGAGCGUCGGAAUCGUCGACGAAGACUACGAGUUCUUCUACAAUGUCUGGGGUAAAUAUGACCCGAAGGCAACGCAGUUCGUGGACGUUCAUCUGAUGUCAGACUUGCUCCAUGAGCUUCCGAAACCGUUCAAAGUCAAAAAGCCAAAUGAAAUCAAAAUCGCGGCGCUACAGCUGCCCGUCAUGGACGGUGGAAGAAUCCACUGUCUGGACGUGCUUUAUGCGCUUACAAAGCGUCUUUUAGGAGACAUAGAGGUGAAGAAAGAAAUGCUUGAAGAUGUGCAGCGAAAGUUGGAGAAGGUGUUCCCCAACAGGAGAAAACUGUUCCCAGUGACAACCACUCUCGAAAUCAGACAAGAACUCAAGGCCGCGACGGUGAUCCAGCGUGCUUACCGAGCUUGGCAUGACCGUGUCAGUCGGGCGAAAGUGAACGCCUUGUCGAUACCCGUGGCGAACGUCUCGCAGACCGCCUCCGUGCCAUCCAAAGCGCUAGUGUUCGAGUCCGAGCUGCUCGAGCCGCUGAAUCCUCUACGAGAAGUUGCGGAGCGCGACCAAUUCGAAAGCUAA
Molecule: messenger RNA, 5823 nt
Organism: Oikopleura dioica
Lineage: Eukaryota; Metazoa; Chordata; Appendicularia; Copelata; Oikopleuridae
Source: the annotation of a GenBank genome assembly